This is a messenger RNA of Alternaria atra, 810 nucleotides long. RefSeq lists its product as uncharacterized. Lineage: Eukaryota; Fungi; Ascomycota; Dothideomycetes; Pleosporales; Pleosporaceae. Bases 1 to 810 code for a protein of 269 amino acids. Gene Ontology annotation, molecular function: DNA binding. Gene Ontology annotation, biological process: DNA damage response; DNA replication checkpoint signaling; replication fork processing. Gene Ontology annotation, cellular component: nucleus; replication fork protection complex. The transcript is spliced from 2 exons. The record is from RefSeq and is a predicted model, not a curated record.
AUGGCCGACACCAGCCUCCAGACACGCACUCACGACUCUGAUGAUGAUCUCGAUGACAUCCUUAAAGACAUCACAAACCCCCAGACCAUCGUUCAAUCGACCGAGAACCCAUCGCAGCCACAGUACCGAAACAACAAGAAGAAUGACAAUUCUGGCACCUUGGGCGUCGAUGAAGAGAUUGUAAUUACAAAAAAGCGCCAGCCUGCGCCGAAGCUCGACGAUCAAAGAUUGUUGUCGGAUCCUGGUAUUCCCCGCUUACGCAAGAUCUCAAAGGAUCGUCUUCGCUUCAAAGGGAAGGGUCACGAGUAUGGAGACAUUGCCCGCAUGCUGAACAUGUACCAACUGUGGCUCGAUGACCUCUACCCCCGCGCCAAGUUUGCAGAUGCUCUAGCCAUCAUCGAGAAGGUCGGACACACAAAGCGCAUGCAGCUGAUGCGGAAAGAUUGGAUUGAUGAAGGCAAACCACGGCGCCACACAGGGCUGGACGACGACGACGAUGACGUGGCUCGAGAGAAGACUCCACCUCAACAGAGCGCCGAAAACAUGGAGGGCAUAGAGAACGACGGUCAAGAAGACAUAAGUCGCCAAAUAGAACGAGAAGGAUCUGCGCGCAAUCCAGCAGCAGAUGCGGCAGAACCAACAGCGAGUGGUGAUCCUGACGACGAUGAGCUGGAUGCUCUGUUAGCUGAAAGCGAACAACCUAGCUACACAGCACCCAAAACACUCCCAACACGGCCGAUGCCCCCACAGGACGACCCUUUUGCGGACGAGAUGGAGGCAAUGGCAGAUAUGGACGACAUAUGGGAUUGA